AUGGCCAGCAAUGGACAGCAUCCCAGCCCUGACUGUUGCCAGGACUCCGAGGACGAAUACGACUCGAACGGAGAUUACAAGGGCAAUCACCAUGGCCAGCUGCUUCUGACGGCCGAGACUUUUCAGAAUGGAUCAGCCUGGAAGGCCUCAAGCGCAGAUAAUCCGCUGGCCACAGCACUCCCAACCGGUGAGAAUGGCUGCAAGAGGCGCAAGUACAACCAAAGCCUCACCGUGCCCAAGAUCACCGUCACCUCUCCGGACGGCCUCGUCUCCUACGGCGGUUGGGAUACUCCUGUCCGCAUGGCCAGGCGGAAGAAGCGACCGGUUGAUGCACAACUCCUCCACGUUGCAUGGAGACCGGCCAGCGGUUCGGAAAAGCCCGGUUGCAGGUCAUCGUCGCUACAGCAUGAGCAGGGACAGUAUACGCUAGCCACGAUUGAUGAUGGUAUCGCCAGGCUGGUGAUGAAGAAGAAAAAUAAGAAGAAGAAGAAGAAAAAGAAGAAUGCCAGUGUCGAGGACAAUGACGGUGAUGACAAGUUGUUAGACUAUGAAGAAUAUGAUUGGGACGAUUAG
This is a messenger RNA of Pyricularia pennisetigena, 573 nucleotides long. RefSeq lists its product as uncharacterized. Lineage: Eukaryota; Fungi; Ascomycota; Sordariomycetes; Magnaporthales; Pyriculariaceae. The coding region runs from base 1 to 573 and encodes 190 amino acids. The record is from RefSeq and is a predicted model, not a curated record. The transcript has a single exon.